Molecule: messenger RNA, 1541 nt
Organism: Amyelois transitella
Lineage: Eukaryota; Metazoa; Arthropoda; Insecta; Lepidoptera; Pyralidae
Exons: 2
Coding region: 183-1145 (320 amino acids)
Source: RefSeq, a predicted model, not a curated record
GAUUGUAUUUCUGUGAAGACCACUUUGAUGUAAGUUAGCAUUCAUUGUAAAUAGUAAAGUAACCACAAGUCAUGUUAAUAUAACACCAACAACCUUUGAGUACUUUUAUGUUAUGUUAUGAACCUAUGAUGCGAGUUGAUUUCAUAAUAUAUACUUAUUUCAUGUUUUAGCUCGAAAACGAUAUGAAGAAUUAUACAGAAUAUAAGAUAAUGGGUUCUGUUAAACAAAUUCGGAUGAAACCAAACUGCAUACCAUCUAGAUUUGAUUGCCAAGCGGACAGAAAGCACAAGUCCACUCCAAGUGAACCUCGACAACCCUUUAUUAAAAGGCAAAGAAUGUCUACAAUAAUGGAAAUUGAAGAAAAUACUAUAUCUAUACCAUCUUGUAGUCAAGAUACACCUGAAAUCAUAAAGUAUAUUGAUAAAGCAGUUCAAGUAGUACAAGCCGUGGAACACAAAGCAAUUCAAGCCUGUCGGAUGAUACACUACAGAAGUAAAAAUGUGCAGACUGCUAUAAAAAAUAAAGACAGCAUGACAUCACCGUUAAAGUCAACUGUGUGUACUGCAACAUCACCCUUUAAGGUAUCCCAAGUAGGCAGCACAAGCAAGGUGAAUAUAUCUAUUCUAUCAGCCACUAAAAGGAAACUGAAUUUUGAAGGCAAAUAUGAGAGUGAUGACUCAUACACGCCAUCAAUAACAGGUAUGACAACAGAUUGUGAUUCCUCUCCAUACAAAAUAUCUAAGACGACUUCUGAUACUAGCUCUCAAGAGGAAUUUAAAAAAGUUGAGAAACUAAAUUUACUGAGUACUUUGUCAAAGAUAAAAAGUAAGCUUCGAUUAUAUAUUGGUUUGCCAAAAGAACUCCAUUUUCUGUUAGAGUUGAUAGAAAAACAUGCCAAUAUUUCUGAACAAAAUAUUUUAUUAUGUUUGAUGAGAAUAAAAUUAAACAGGACAUUUUCACAACUUGCUGAUGAUUUUGAUAUAUCGGUGACUCAUGCUAGCAAUGUAUUUUUCAAAACGUUGCCAGAAAUUGUGAAAGUACUUUUACCCUUUAUUAAACAGUUUUCUACUGAUACAAUUAAGAUGAAUCUACCUAUUGCUUUUAGACAUAAAUAUAAUAAAGUUACAUGUAUUAUAGACUGUUAAUACGGAAAUAGAAAUACAAAAACCAAAAAAGGCCAUGCACCAAGCACUGACCUGGUCAGAAUACAAAAAGACGAAUACUAUAAAAUAUCUAAUAUCAUGUACACCGGAUGGUCUUGUGAAUUUUAUUUCUACUGGAUAUGCAGGAAGGAUUAGUGAUGUGAACUUGGUUGAAGACAGCAAAUUUUUAGAUACAUUGCCACCUAAUGCUUGCAUUUUAGCUGACAGAGGGUUCAAACACCUUGAACUUUUUUUAGCUCAAAAAGGACAUAUGUACUUUGCUAAGGCCUCCGAGUGUAUCGGCAAAUUCUAAAUUAUCAAAAGCUGAAGCCCGGCAAACAAAAGAAAUAGCCAGUCUUCGAAUUCAUGUCGAGAGGGUCAUUAGAAGAUUGCGAGAGU